Molecule: messenger RNA, 798 nt
Organism: Uncinocarpus reesii 1704
Lineage: Eukaryota; Fungi; Ascomycota; Eurotiomycetes; Onygenales; Onygenaceae
Exons: 1
Coding region: 1-798 (265 amino acids)
Source: RefSeq, a predicted model, not a curated record
AUGAGCCGGGUCAUGUCUCCGCCGCCGGUACAAAAGGACCUUGAAGCACAUAAACGAAGACUCAGACUCCUCCCACGACCCAUCCGAACACUCUCAUUCUCCUCCAAACACACGUCCUCCUCCCCAACCACGCUCUCUUCCCCCGUGCACGCGGGCACCCGCGCUUCCACCUCGCGCACUCCCACAACGGCAAUAACAACGGUUCUACCCGAAUCCCAAUCUCCCUCCGGAUCCCCCUCCAAAUCACUCCGCCGCAUCUCCACCGCAAGCAGAUACUUCCGCCCCUCAGCACUCAAGCGCCUCUUUACUCCCUCAACCGCCGCCGCAGCCGCAGCCUCACCCACCACAUCGACAACACCAGCCAAUCCACACACCUCUUCUCCGCCCGACCCACCCCAGCGACCACCCCUCACCCGCCUGCGCGACGCCUCCUCGUCAAUCAUCACAUACCACCGCGGCCGCAUCCUCGACCGCGACCGGCGCGCAGAACGCUACUGCAAGAUUCCCCUGACCCAGUGGAACCUGGAGAACCUGCAGACGGAGCUUGCCAGACAGCAGACCAGCGUCGAUCCGGAGAGCAGUUCGAACAUCCAUGGGCGGAAAAGUGGCGACCCGGAGGAAGAGGGCGCGGUGGUGAUCGAGGAUGAUGGGGCGGUUAGGGUGUUGGGGCUGGAGAAGAGCGAUGGCGGUCGGGGGGAGCGGAAGGUCACGAAUGAGUCGUCGGGGUCUGGGCCGAGUCCGAGUCGGCGGAAAGCGGAGAAGGUGGUUCUGCCGUGGUUGGAAGAUGUCGCGGUUUGA